Messenger RNA from Salvia hispanica, 1296 nucleotides. The record is from RefSeq and is a predicted model, not a curated record. Lineage: Eukaryota; Viridiplantae; Streptophyta; Magnoliopsida; Lamiales; Lamiaceae.
AUGCUGGGAGAAGGGAAGAUAAGCUUUUGGGAUGAUACUUGGCUAAAAGAUCAGCCGAUUUCUGAAUUCUGCUCCAUGACGGGAACUCCAUCGUUUGCAAGAGUGGAGGACUUUUGGACAGAUACUGGCUGGAAUGAGGAGGUUACCCUUGACGUGCUGGAUGAGUGGGGUGUGCCGAGAGAGGUGUGUGAAGAGAUCAUGGAUAUACCAAUUAAUACAGGGGCUAAGGACAUUGGCAGAUGGACCUUGACCCCACAUGGAAAUUUUACUGUGGCCUCGGCAUGGGAGCUGAUAAGGAACAGAGGAGAAAAAAUGGAGGUGUAUGAGUUCAUCUGGGGCAAAGGCAUUAGUCCUACAAUAUCUGUGUUUCUUUGGAGACUCUUAGCCAACCGAAUCCCUGUGGAUGCAAAGCUGCAAUGGAGGGGAGUUUCUCUAGCCUCUAAAUGCCAUUGUUGCUCGGAACCAGACAUGGAGACAAGACUACAUCUUUUUGUGAAUAGCGAGGCAGCAACUGGUGUGUGGAAUCACUUUGCAAAAUGGUUCCCGCAGGCUCCGAAUUUUGAUAGGGGAGGGUGUAAUCUGGAGGAUCGGUUAAGGUGGUGGCAAAGACACAAGAGAUGCAAUAAUAAACAUCACCUCUGUAUUUUGAUCCCUUGCUUGAUUUACUGGUUUCUUUGGACAGAAAGAAAUGGGUGCGUCCAUUUAGAGAAAAGUUUCAAAGUGGAAAACAUUUGUAGAAGAAUUGUCAUCUACUUGAGGAAUCUAGUUUUGGCGGGUCAUCUGGGACCGGAGCAAUGGAGUGAAUGUGAACCAAAAGUAGACUUCAUGGUAGCGCAGACCGAGAAGAGCAAGGAGAAGAGAGUGGAGAAGGUCCUGUGGAGGCCACCUGAUUGGCCUAGAAUAAAAAUUAAUACUGAUGGAUCGUUUGAGGGUCGAACAGCCUCUGGGUUUGAAGCUGAAUUAAAGGCCUUGUUAGAAGGAGUGAAGGUUGCAAAGCGUCACAACACCAAUUUGUGGCUGGAAACAGAUGCAGAAGUUAUGAGCUUGCUUCUGGAAAAGAGGCAGCUGGGUCCGGCAGAAACAAGACAUACCAUGGCCAAAAUCAUCUUGGAGCUAAGAGGGACACAGUGGAGGAUAUCAUACAUUCGACGGGAAGGAAACAAGGUUGUAGAUUGUCUAGCGUUAUUAGGGAGAGACAGCCAAGCAUUGGAAAGAUUUGAAGGAAACAAUAUCCCAGCUCGGGCAAGAGCUCUGGCCAGAUUGGAUCAACUCGGCAUGCCCAGCUUUAGAUUUUGA